UUGUUUACAUGCAAAAAUCAGAGAGCUUCAUUUAUUUUGGCAAAAAGUAUGCUUCAGUGCUAUGUCUCGAAGAGGAAAUGUCGUUUAUAGACCACCAGAGUCCGAUUCUGAGGAUGAUUACUACGAUGGAUUUGCCUUUGGCGAUGAUAUAAUAAAGAAGAAACCUUCGGUCAACUGGUACAAAAGAAACGAUGACGAGCUAUACGAAGCUGUUAUGAAGGGAGAUCUGGAAAAGAUUAAGCAACAAGUUGAGUUGAACAAUGUGGAUGUCAAUGAACCCGUGAGAUGUGGCUUCACCAUAUUGCUGCAUGCCUGCAAGGAGGGUAACUUGGAUAUUGUUGAGUAUUUGAUAGAAGAGAAACAGGCUGAUGUUAACCAACAAGUAGACUCCAUUACACCACUGAUGAAUUGCUGCGACUCGCAGUGCAAUAAUCCCGAUGUAAUUGAGAAAAUUGCCAAAAUACUGUUAUUGCAUGGUGCCGUUGUAAAUGUGGCCGAUAAAUAUGGCACUACUCCCUUUAUGUUGGCCUGUAAGAAUGGCCACACUAAGGUGGUGAAGUUGCUAUUAAAGGAAGUCAGUUUUGAUGCCGUAGACAAUCAGGGAUGCACCCCAAUAUUUCAUGCUAUUGAAAAUAAUCGUGCUGAUAUUGUCAAAAUCCUUAUUGAUGCUGGCGUCAACUACACUAUAGCCAAUAAGAAAGGCUAUACUCCCAUACAAGUGGCACAGUUCCAUGGAUUUUAUGAUCUUCUCGAAAUUUUUCCCAAACAAAAGGAAGCAUUUAUUGUGCCUUCACAAUAUCUCGGUUACAAUACAUUGCGUGAUUAUAUACCACGCAUAUUUCUUAAAUCUGAAUGUCCUGAAUACUUUCAAGAAAUCAAUACCAUAUUGCUAUCGAUUAGCAUGGAAAACUUUUUGGAGUACUUUGCCAAGGAAAGAGUACCAUUGUCGCAGUUUUUGUGCAUGCAAGAUCAACGCUUGAAAGAGUUGGGCAUUCAAUUUCCCAUAUAUCGCAUGAAGAUUAUGAAGGGAUUGUUGGAUUUCCAUUUACAUCAUUGGUCAAAGAAAUCCAUAGCCCGAGUGAACAGAUCUUCCCAUGAACAUUUCUAUGAAAUUUUAAUGAUAACAGCCAAUCAUUUGCAACAUUUGGUAAUUAUUAAUUCCACAUUAAAGUUUGUUAAGAAUCAUUUGGAAAAAAAUCUUCUUGGUCCUGUAACAAAUGAGAAUAUGAAGGCCUUGCAAAAAACCUUGAAAAGCUAUCGAGGUACUAUAAAGGAAUUGAAAAAGACCACCAAAUAUCUAGCUUCAUUUAGCCCACCCAAGAAUCCUCUAUACAUUGACUACGACGAAUACCUGGCUGAACGUAAACGUUCCAAAUUGAAAUAUUAUUUUAAGUACACCACCAUUGCUAUAGGCAUAUCCGUAUUCAUAUGUCUAAAAUGUAGACAAUUUUUCUAAGAGCUUGAAUAUUUUGCUUCAUUGGUGUGUAAUAAUGUGUAUGGGUAUUAUAGUUAACACAGACCAUUUCCUUUGGCCGAAGGUCUAACACAAUCUCGAACUAUCUUUUAAGCUUAGACAACCUAUUUCAAAGUCUCUCAUUGAUGUUAAUAUUGUUACUAGCUUUAAUAUUGCUUUCCAGAGUACAGUAUUUAGCGUUAUUGUUGUCACAAACAAACAAAAAAAGUCAGUUGCAUUUAUAUAAUAUUUUUAGAAUUUACUCGCAUUUUUUGAGCUUU
Messenger RNA from Stomoxys calcitrans (stable fly), 1734 nucleotides. RefSeq names its product POTE ankyrin domain family member B (gene Gasz). The record is from RefSeq and is a predicted model, not a curated record. Gene Ontology annotation, biological process: piRNA processing. Gene Ontology annotation, cellular component: pi-body. Gene Ontology annotation, molecular function: protein binding. The transcript has 6 exons. Bases 62 to 1456 code for a protein of 464 amino acids. NCBI's taxonomy places the organism in Eukaryota, Metazoa, Arthropoda, Insecta, Diptera, Muscidae.